Molecule: messenger RNA, 3168 nt
Organism: Exophiala spinifera
Lineage: Eukaryota; Fungi; Ascomycota; Eurotiomycetes; Chaetothyriales; Herpotrichiellaceae
Exons: 3
Coding region: 1-3168 (1055 amino acids)
Cellular component (GO): nucleus
Source: RefSeq, a predicted model, not a curated record
AUGCUUUUCUCGUUUGGGGCGGCCGCUUUGAUGGCCGGCGUUGCACUCGCUGAGCCCCUCGCCACGAUCACUCCUUGCCCGCAAGCGUCGGGCAGCACCACGGUAGCACCGAUCACCGUCACCAGCCAGUAUCAGUCUGUCUCGACUUGCGAGCCUACAACAGCUUGUUUCCGUGGGUCUUGCAUCACGAAGUAUCCGUACAACACAUGGGCUUUUGUCAGCACAACCAUUCCAGAUGCCUGGAACGGAAAGACCGCCUCGAGCACCCUGGUCACAUCCACCGACCAGGAAGUCACCGUCUCGCUGUUCUCUACGACUUUUACGAAAUAUGUUACUCCAGCACCAACUGCCACCAUCAACGGCACUGUCUACGUUCCUGCCCCGACUCCUGUUUAUCUCACCAUCGCCAAAGACUUCUACGCUCCAUACAACCAGAUUGGUCCUUUGGCCAUCCCUGGUUAUGACGGUAGCGGUCUGUGCACAACCUGUGGUGUCCAGAAGGAUGGCACCCGGAGACAAGUCGUCGACGUUGUCGAGUGCCGUGCUGGCGCCUGGGGUGCAAAGUGCUUGGGAUACGAAGAGAUCUGGAUCUCGCUUCCUGCUCCACCUGUGACAUCCACGACUGUGGCUCCUGUGUCCACCAGAUGGGUUGCUCCUAGUGCUGGUACCUAUACUUUCACCUUCACCAUGACCCAGCCUGCCCGCGUGGUCACAGCUGCCGCUGAGACCAUCACCAUCGCUCCUCAGCCAUGGUAUGCGUAUGUCACCCGUGCUUGCCACAGACCUCGUGAGAUCAUUGACUUCACGACCACCAUCACCAAGACAAUCUACUACACCGUGCCUUGCAGCAGACAAGCCCCUACAACCGCCAGCACCGUGCCAGUGCCUACCGGCCCUAACUGGGGAUGGUUCCCUACACAUGGUUCAGGUCCUAAGCCUACCAGCGAUCCUUUCCAAUGGGAAGACUGGGGCAGCCCGAGCAACACCAAUACUCAGGGAUGGAAAGACUGGUUCACGGAGACUGUCACUGUCACUAAUACCAUUACCAGCACCGGUGGCCCGAUUACCCAGUCAACCACUGCGACCUCAACCGGCGCGUCCAGCAGCUCUAGCAGCUCAUCCUCCAGCUCUGCUAGCAGUGCCAGCAGCUCAAGCUCAAGCUCCAGCAGCUCCUCCAUCUCCAGCACUGGAGGACCCAUCUCCGGCUCUACCUCCACUGCCGCUAGCAGCUCUAGCAGCUCGAGCUCAUCUUCCAGCUCUGCCUCGUCGGCCAGCUCUUCCAGCAGCUCGUCUUCUAGCUCUGCUUCGUCUGCAAGCUCCUCCAGCAGCUCUUCCUCUGCCUCGUCUGCAAGCUCUUCUAGCAGCUCUGCCUCGUCUGCAAGCUCCUCCAGCAGCUCUUCCUCUGCCUCGUCUGCAAGCUCCUCUAGCAGCUCUGCCUCGUCUGCAAGCUCGUCCAGCAGCUCGUCUUCUGCCUCGUCUGCAAGCUCCUCCAGCAGCUCUGCAAGCAGUGCUAGCAGCGCGUCCAGCUCCAGCAGCACAAGCACUUCAGCUUCAUCCUCGACCACCAGCCCUAUCACGACUCCUUCGAUUGGUCCGUUCUACUUGAUCUCUAACACCAACGCCAAAUACCGCAAGCGAGCCAUCACCUACGUUGCCUUUGCUGGUGAGGAUGCCGUCCUCGUCAGCGACCAAGACCUUGCUGCUCAAUUCUACAUUGACACCAAUGGUUUCUUGACUUCCGGAGGACAAUUUGUUGACUCGGACUACACCUUCUCCUACAUCGCCUUCCAACUGACAUCGACACCACCCACCACGCUCGCGACUUUCUCUAUCGCGGAGGACAAUACCUUGGUCAUCGAUGUGGAGAACAAUGGCUUCUGUGUUACAGACUCUAGUAACAUAUUCAUCCUCUUCAGCGCCACCGAGACUCCAUUCUUCUGCAACCCAAUCACCCUCAUCGUUGUCUUCACUUUGCCAACCACGACGACCACUACUAGCAUGAGCAGCACGUCUGCCAUCAGCACCUUGACAAGCACCACCGCAGAACCCUCGUCGACGUCUAGCAUCAUCACAUCAACUACUGCUUCCAGCAGCUCCGAAACCACAACCAGCUCUGAGACCUCGACCACCUCAGAAGCCUCGACCAGCUCGACGACUUCCUCCAGCUCAGAAGCCUCGACAACAUCUACUGAGUCGUCGACUAGCUCGGCGGAGUCGUCGUCCACUUCGGCCGCUUCCACUAGCUCGGCUGAAUCGUCGUCCUCUUCGGCCGCUUCAACCAGCUCGGCUGAAUCCUCGGCUGAAUCGUCGUCCUCUUCGGCUGCUUCAACCAGCUCGGCUGGAUCGUCGUCCACCUCGGCCGCUUCGACCAGUUCUGCUGAGUCGUCGUCGACCUCAGCUUCUUCAAGCUCUGCGGAGUCGUCUUCCACCUCGGCAGCUUCGACUUCUUCCGCUGCUUCGACCACGUCGGCUGCCUCGACUACCUCUGCUGAGUCAACGACGUCUGCCUCGUCCAGCACUAGCUCUGGUGGCUUCACCCCUGCGCCCGAGGCCUCUGGUUUCGCCGUUAGUGUUGAUAUCCCUGCAGGCAGCAGCAGGAAGCGACAGGCCGUGGUGACCCGAUACCUCAACUUCAAAUCCGAUGGCGUGGGUACGCUCGGUCCUGCGGAAGAUGCUGACACGUUCUCGAUCGACGUCGACUCUCAUCUUCUAGUUGGUGUCAACUUCAUUGGUGCGGUGGAUUCGGAAGAUGCGCUGCUCACUGCCUACGCCACUCCACCCGCCUUUAGCAUCUGGUUGAGAGAUGCGUUCGGCAAUCUGGCCCUUAGCGAGCGCAAAUUGUGUUUGACGGAUGACGACAACGUCCUUGUCGUCGACCCCGACACUGAGUGUGCAAUCCCCCUCACGUUCUCGCAAGCCGCACCUCCGGUCCAGACAUCAUCUACCACUACCACGGUCCCCGCCACGACCACCACGACGCCUCCGGCCACGACCACUCCCCCCACGACGACGACCGCGGAGCCAACUUCGACCACAGAAGAGCCUACGACCACGACCACUUCGGCCGACCCAUCGGGUGAUCUCGAAGAUGACCCGGCUCCCACCGGUCCGGUGCGCCGUGGAGUCCGAUACGGCGGUCGUACCUACUACCACCACCGCCGUCACUAG